This is a messenger RNA of Dromaius novaehollandiae (emu), 3130 nucleotides long. RefSeq lists its product as uncharacterized. The record is from RefSeq and is a predicted model, not a curated record. Bases 83 to 3130 code for a protein of 1015 amino acids. Gene Ontology annotation, cellular component: cytoplasm. Gene Ontology annotation, molecular function: serine-type endopeptidase inhibitor activity. Lineage: Eukaryota; Metazoa; Chordata; Aves; Casuariiformes; Dromaiidae. The transcript is spliced from 17 exons.
UUCAUUGCUUAACACACAGACAGAGGACCUGACUAAGGACAAGAGUUAAGUCUUCUCUCUCAGAGGAUCAGAGGCUACAGCAAUGGAGCUGCUCUCAGCAUCAGUUGGCAAUUUUACAGUUGAUCUUUUCAACAAGUUGAAUCAGACCAAUAGAAGCAAAAACAUUUUCUUUUCUCCUUUCUCCAUCUCAUCUGCUAUGGCCAUGAUGUACCUGGGUGCAAAAGGUAACACAGCAAGGGAGAUGGCAGAGGUUCUUCAUUUCACUCAAGCUGCAGGAGCUGAAGGCUCUUCUUCUGUGGCCAGACCUUCUCGGGGAAGACCAAAGAGAAGAAAAACGGACCCUGAGCACAAGCAAGCUGAAGACAUCCAUUCUGGCUUCAAAGAGCUCAUGGCCGUCAUCAACAAACCCAGAAAUACCUACUCACUGAAAAGUGCCAACCGAAUCUACGUGGAAAAAACCUACCCAUUACUGCCUACGUACUUACAGUUAAGUAAGAACUACUACAAUGGAGAGCCACACAAGGUUAACUUUAAGACAGCACCGGAACAAGUCAGAAAGGAAAUCAACACCUGGGUUGAAAAACAAACUGAGGGCAAAAUCAAGGAUUUCCUGAAUUCAAAAACUGUGAAAAGCUCCACCAAGCUGAUCCUGAUAAAUGCUAUUUACCUCAAGGCAGACUGGGAAGUGAAAUUUCGGGCAGAAAGCACACAUCUGCAACCCUUCCGACUGAGCAAGAACAAGACAAAGCCUGUGAAGAUGAUGUAUAUGAGACAUACAUUUCCAGUUCUCAUCAUGGAAACAAUGAAUUUCAAAAUGAUUGAGCUGCCAUAUGUGAAACGUGAACUCAGUAUGUUCAUCCUCCUUCCCGAUGACAUCAAAGACAGCACUACAGGUCUCGAACAGCUGGAAAGAGAACUGACGUAUAAGAAACUGUCUGAAUGGUCUGAUUCCAAGGAGAUCACAGAAACUACCGUGGAUCUGUACCUGCCUAAGUUCAAAGUGGAGGAGAAUUAUGAACUCACAAAUACUCUGAUAAGCAUGGGAAUGACCAAUGCCUUCAGCGGUAACGCUGAUUUCAGUGGAAUCACUGAGGAGAGUGAUUUGGCGAUCUCUGAAGUUAUUCACAAGUCUUUUGUUGCAGUUGAUGAGAAAGGCACUGAGGCAGCAGCUGUUACGGCUCUAAUUCCGGCAACAGCAGCUCCAUUUAUCCCGGAGGUUCUGAAAUUUAAGGCUGACCACCCUUUCCACUUCUUCAUUAGACACAACAAAUCCAAGACCAUCCUCUUUUUCGGCAAAUUCUGCUCCCCCACAGAAACACACGGCAUUCAUUCUCUGCUGCCCUUGCAGCUUCAUGCAAAUGAUCCAGCUCAUGAUGCUCACUUGCUGACUUCUGAUCACCUUGAAAGAUUCACUAUGCUGGUGAUAGAGGAGCCAAUGAGGAGAGGUGUUCUGCUGGACCUCAUACUUACAAACAGGGAAGGGAUGGUUGGAGACAUGAAGGUUGGGGGCAACCUUGGCUGCAGUGACCAUGAGAUGGUGGAGUUCAGGAUCCUGCGAGGAGGGAACAGGGCAAAGAGCAGGAUCACAACACUGGACUUCAGAAGAGCAGACUUUGGCCUCUUCAAGGACCUGCUUGGAAGGAUCCAAUGGGAGAGGGUCCUAGAAGGAAGAGGGGUCCAAGAGAGCUGCUUGAUAUUUAAGGAUCACUUCCUUCAAGCUCAAGAACAAUCCAUCCCAAUGAGCAAGAAGUCAAGCAAAGGGGGCAGGAGACUGACAUGGAUGAACAAGGAGUUCCUGGCAAAACUCAAACAGAAGAAGGAUGUGUUUAGAAGGAAGGGACAGAGUGCACCCACCCUCAGCAAGGCUGAUGAUGAUCCAAAACUGGGAGGAGUGGCUGAUACACCAGAGGGCUGUGCUGCCUUUGAGGGGGACCUUGACAGGCUGGAGAGACGGGCAGAGAGGAACCUCAUGAAGUUCAACAAAGGAACCAUGGAUAGCCUCCGUGUAGCAAGUACCACUUUUGCACUCGACCUCUUAAGAAAGCUAUGUGAAAACAACAGCACGCAGAACCUAUUCUUUUCUCCUUUUAGUAUUUCUUCUGCUCUGUCUAUGAUUUUGCUGGGUUCAAAAGGUAACACUGAAGCUCAGAUAGCAAAGGUGCUUUCUUUGAGCAAAGCUGAGAAUGCUCACAAUGGGUAUCAGUUACUUCUUUCUGAAAUUAACAAUCCAAAUACCAAGUACGUGCUCAGAACAGCUAACCGGUUAUACGGAGAAAAGACAUUUGAGUUUCUUUCAUCAUUUACAGAAUUAAGUCAGAAAUUCUAUCACGCUGGACUAGAACAGACUGACUUUGUGCAUUCUUCAGAGGAUUCCAGAAAACAAAUAAAUGGUUGGGUAGAAGAAAAGACCGAAGGUAAAAUUAAGAACCUGUUGGCUGAGGGAAUUCUUAAUUCAAUGACCAGACUUGUGCUGGUGAAUGCCAUCUAUUUCAAAGGCAACUGGGAGAGCCAGUUCAACAAAGAGAAGACAGUGGAAAAGCCAUUUAAAAUUAACAAGAUUGAGAGCAAACCUGUGCAGAUGAUGUUCAAGAAAGAUAAAUUUAACAUGACCUAUAAUGGGGACUUCCAGACCAAAAUCCUUGAGCUUCCUUAUGUUGAUAAUGAACUCAGCAUGAUCAUCCUGCUGCCUGAUGCAAUCCAGGGUGGAUCCACUGGCUUAGAAAGUCUGGAAAGAGAACUUACAUAUGAGAAGCUGAUGGAGUGGAUUAAUCCUGAAAUGAUGGACUACACAGAGGUGAAGGUGUCUUUACCCAGAUUUAAACUGGAAGAAAAUUAUGAUCUGAAACCCAUUCUGAGCAGCAUGGGAAUGCCUGAUGCAUUUGACUUGAUGAAGGCAGAUUUCUCAGGAAUCUCAUCUGGCAACGAGUUGGUGCUUUCUGAAGUGGUUCACAAGUCCUUUGUAGAAGUCAACGAAGAAGGCACUGAAGCGGCAGCUGCCACAGCAGGAGUGAUGAUGCUGCGCUGUGCAAUGAUUGUUCCAGAAUUUACUGCAGAUCAUCCCUUCCUCUUCUUCAUCCGGCACAACAAAACUUCUAGCAUUUUGUUCUGUGGCAGGUUUUGCUCUCCCUAA